AUGAGCUAUCUCAAUUCAAUUCUAUCUGCUCCAACCCAGGUUAAAACUGCAGAUGAUGCAAUUGUGAGCGGUGGGGGUCAGAGUCACAAUGAAAAAUUCAGCUAUGGGUAUGCUAGCUCUCCCGGCAAGAGAUCUUCAAUGGAAGAUUUUUACGAGACAAGAAUUGAUGGUGUUAAUGGUGAAAUCGUUGGCCUUUUCGGAGUUUUUGAUGGUCAUGGUGGUGCUCGUGCUGCUGAGUAUGUCAAGAAAAACUUGUUCAGUAAUUUGAUAAAUCACCCAAAAUUCAUUUCUGACACCAAAUCAGCAAUAUCUGAUGCAUAUAAUCAUACCGAUUCUGAGUUUCUGAAGUCAGAAAAUAACCAAAACAAAGAUGCCGGAUCAACUGCUUCCACUGCGAUUUUAGUUGGUGAUCGCUUGCUUGUUGCAAAUGUUGGGGAUUCCAGAGCUGUUAUAUGCAGGGGUGGUAAUGCUAUUGCUGUUUCUCGAGAUCACAAACCAGACCAAACUGAUGAGAGGCAAAGGAUUGAAGAUGCAGGAGGGUUUGUUAUGUGGGCUGGAACUUGGAGAGUUGGAGGUGUUCUUGCUGUUUCUCGAGCGUUUGGUGAUAGACUCCUAAAGCAGUAUGUUGUAGCUGAUCCAGAAAUCCAGGAAGAAAAAGUUGACAACUCCCUUGAGUUUCUUAUCUUGGCUAGUGAUGGAUUAUGGGAUGUUGUCACAAAUGAGGAAGCUGUUGCUAUGAUUAAACCAAUUGAGGAUUCUGAGGAGGCAGCAAAGAGAUUGAUGCAAGAAGCAUAUCGAAGAGGUAGUGCUGACAACAUCACAUGUGUGGUGGUUCGUUUCUUGUUUAACCAAGGUGCUUCUUCUCACAGUAGUUCUGGAGGUGGUAAUAAGCAAGCUUCAAAAGAAGGCUUGCGUGAUAGGUGA
Sphenostylis stenocarpa is the source of this 924-nucleotide messenger RNA. The record is from the annotation of a GenBank genome assembly. Lineage: Eukaryota; Viridiplantae; Streptophyta; Magnoliopsida; Fabales; Fabaceae.